CCAAGACUUGAUGAAAGGAACAAUCUGCAAAUAGAAGUCUUGGCAUCAGAGAACUGUCCUUUCACAAGCCUCUGAAUAACGAUCUCGUUUUGCUCAGAAGGAAGUGUUUGAAAUUUAUGGAUUCAUACCUUUAGUUCUGAGAGUAGACUAUAAAGGAGCAAUCCAGUAAGACUGUUUAUACACACCCAUUGCUUGGCUCAGUUGGACAGCAGAACUACAGGAAGAGUCUAGACAGACUGUAGGUGUGCAGACACAGUGAGGUGAUACGAUCUCCACAUGGUACGCCAGCUGGUGACACUGCUGCUGUUUCAUGCAGUAUGGAAUGGUGUUCUUGGCAAAAACCAUUUUGUGACUAAAAGAGGACUCAUUGAAUUAUACGGAGCCCUAAAAUGUGGUACAAGCCGAUUUUCUUUGGCCUAUGUAGGUUAUGGGUGCUAUUGUGGUCUAGGAGGAAGAGGUUGGCCCAAGGAUGCAACAGAUUGGUGCUGCCAUAGACAUGACUGCUGUUAUGACUUUGCACAACGACAAGGCUGUAACCCCAUAACAGAAAGAUAUAAGUGGACUUGUCAGGACAAUACUGUGAUAUGCGAUGCUGUUCUAGACAGAUGUCAAAGCAUAAUUUGCCAGUGCGACAGAGAAGCAGCUCGGUGUUGGAGAUUUGCCCCAUUCAAUAAGCGCUACAUCUUCUGGCCAAAUUUUCUUUGUGGUCAAAUAUAUCCUUCAUGUAGCUAUUGGCAUUAAUAGAUUUUUAUAAUAAACAAUUUAAAACUGUU
This is a messenger RNA of Thamnophis sirtalis, 773 nucleotides long. Its product is annotated as phospholipase A2. NCBI's taxonomy places the organism in Eukaryota, Metazoa, Chordata, Lepidosauria, Squamata, Natricidae. Gene Ontology annotation, molecular function: phospholipid binding; calcium ion binding. Gene Ontology annotation, biological process: lipid catabolic process; arachidonate secretion; phospholipid metabolic process. The record is from RefSeq and is a predicted model, not a curated record.